This is a messenger RNA of Lineus longissimus, 5622 nucleotides long. RefSeq names its product polyhomeotic-like protein 2. The record is from RefSeq and is a predicted model, not a curated record. Lineage: Eukaryota; Metazoa; Nemertea; Pilidiophora; Heteronemertea; Lineidae. The transcript has 13 exons. The coding region runs from base 162 to 2900 and encodes 912 amino acids. Gene Ontology annotation, molecular function: histone binding; zinc ion binding; chromatin binding. Gene Ontology annotation, cellular component: PRC1 complex; nucleus. Gene Ontology annotation, biological process: negative regulation of DNA-templated transcription.
AUCUCCGUCAUCAUGGCCGCUGAUUAAUAAAUUUUCACAACAAAAGUUUUUCUUUUUGCUGGAAUAUAUCUUCUUCUGUGUGUGUAAAAGUGAAUCUGAAAUGUGCAUUUAGUACAUGAACUUUCAGAGUUUUGAACUGUAUCUAGUGACAACUACCAGAGAUGUCCGAGUCUAGUUCAGCUGCGACAUCCUCUUCUACAAGCACGCCUGGCAACGUCGUUAGUGCCAUGACAGGCAACACAACACAGACAUCAACGACUGCUUGCUCUCAGCCCCAGUCUAACCUGCGACCUCCAUCCCAACCACCCCCUCAACAACAUCCACAGCCACCACCACCACUACCACCUCCUUCUGUACCACAGCAACUGCAGCCUGCCAUGCAUCAGAUGCAGCAGCAUAUGUCGCAGCCGCUGCAGUCUCUACAGCCACUACAGCCAUCUCCGAUGUCUCAGAUGACCCAACAGUCACCGAACAUGCAAUCGCAAGCGGCGCAGAACAUGCAGUCACCUGGGAAUACACCAACGAUCCGCUCGCCUCUGCCACAGGUUCAGGUGAUUCAUCACCAGAACGCCUACCUGCAACAGUUCUACACCCAGCAACAACAGUUCAUGCUACAGAAUGCUGCUGUCCAAGCCAUGCAAGCCCGUGGUAUCAACCCCCAGCAGUUAAACUUGGCACAGCUACGGCCUCAGUUGAUGGACCCAAAGAACCAGACGAUGAUGUCUGCCCCUGUCUCUCUCAGCCAAGCAGUAAGACCAAUGGUGAGCCUCUGUCAAGUGUCACAGCAGGGCAAUCCGCAGCAGGGAAUCUCCACAGCAAACUCAGUCAAGUCAGUCGUUGCCGGCAAACCAGGCACGAUCACAACGCAAGCCACGCCUCAGAUGAUUGGCAGCAAACAAGUGCAAUUACAGCAGCGGGGUCCUCAACCUCUGGUUAUUGGCCAGCUCGGCAAUAUCAGCAAUCUUGGUAAUCUUGGGAUCGGUAUACCUGGCCAAAACUCGCAGAACACACAAGCUUUAGUGGCACAGGGUAAAACACAAACAGUGACUGUUGCAGCCUCGCCACAACCUCAGGUGCUGAGCAGUCCAACACAGUUACGGUUUUCAGGGCCCCAGCUCGUGACAAACACGGGACAGAUCAUCACAUCACAGCCAGCAAUGCUGACCAGCCCGACUAUGCUGAAUCACCUCCAGGCCAUGGCAACACUCCAACAGGGCAUCCCAAUGGCUCAUCAUCAACAGUUGGUGGGUGGUAGCCAAUCGCCUGCUAUCAUUACGGGACAGCCACCUCUUUACAUACGGACCACCGGACCGAUCCAACAGCCUCAGGGUGUCGUUACAAACAUUCAGGGUAUCACGCAAAUAAAGGGACGUCAGAAUGCUGAGACAAAUACGACAACGAACAUGUUAACGAGGCCAAUUAUUACGCCUACUAAACACACAACUGCCAGUCAGACAUCAAAACCUGCUUCUUUGCAAGGAAACCAGAAACCGCCGAGCAUAAAUGGAUCGACCCAAACGUCAAAUAAUUUGUCGAAAGCUGGGAGUAUUCUACCCAAACAAAUAAGCCGUGUGAAAGGCAAAAGUCAGUCAAAACCUAGUUCUCCAGUUCCUCCCACUGCCAUGGGGAAAGCCCAGUCGAAACCUAGCACACCCAUCCCCCAACCAUCACCUAGUCCUCCCACGUUCAAAAACCAGACUGAAAUCAAGAAAGAGGCUAGUAAAGCACUCGCCACAAAUGACAAUAAAACAAAUAAGACAGAUUCUGUGAGUACAGGCACCGAUAUGGAAAAAAUACCAGAAGCCCAGGUGCAAGUGCCCCCUGGUGAGAAGGAGAAUAACUGUGUGGCGAGUGUGGAGACGCAGAUGGAGGAGCAUGACGAACCACCACAGCUGGAGAAGCAGAAGGCGAUCGUUAAGCCACAUGUUCUCACUCACAUCAUCGAGGGCUUCGUCAUCCAAGAAGGGCCCGAGCCGUUCCCAGUAAGUAAUAGGGUGCAGCGCUCAUCUAUCCUGACUGAUAUGAUCCCACCGAAAAUACCCCGCGUCGACAAGGAGUCUGAAUCUGAAGAGAAAGGUGACGACAAGGAGAUGUCCUUUGAUGGCAAGCAGACUCUGAAGUGUGAGUUCUGUGGAAAGGUGGCGCCUGCCCGCAAGUUUAAACGUUCAAAGCGUUUCUGUUCAAUGGCUUGUACUAAGCGUUACAAUGUUGGAUGCUCGCGUCGCCUCGGACUGUUUGAGCCGAAAGGGAGUGGCCCAGGGAAACCAUUCUCCAAGAAGAGGCAUGCGCUGAAGUUACGGAAUAAAGGCUGGCGGCGAGGCCAGGGUGGUCGAUUGGCGUACACUAUUGCACAACAACAGAAACAACAACAGGAGGUGCUCAAAUUCACUCGCUGUGUACCUGUGAAGCUGCGUGGAUCACAUCGACGAACUUCCACCAAAUCAAAGCCUGAUAAUCACGGAACGCGGCCUCAUGAUUUACAGGUCUAUCACCAUGGGCCAGGUGGCCGACCUCCAUCCAACACAAGCCCCGAUGCCACCAAGUUCCCACUUUAUCCACCCGAACAGACGAGUGACAGCAGCUCACAGUCGGGCCGUGAUGACACAUCAUCACCGGCGACGCCCGUACAACAGGACUACAGUCCUGAGCUGAUGGAUGUGGAGGAAGAGGAUUGUGAACAGAAGCAUCCCUCCAAGUGGACAGUGGAUGAAGUGUAUGAGUUUAUCAGAUUAUUACCAGGUUGUGACACGCAUGCGUAUGAGUUUAAACAACAGGAGAUUGACGGUCAGGCGCUGUUGCUACUGAAAGAAGACCAUCUGAUGUCUGCCAUGAACAUUAAACUUGGCCCCGCAUUGAAGAUAUGUGCCAGGAUUAAUUCACUGAAGGAGGAGUUAGCGUAGAGAAUUGUGGACAAGGAUGGCUGCUUCUUCAGCUCAUCGAUAGGGACAAGAACAUAUGCUUGAUAUAGGUAAAGAACUUAUUACAGCUUGUGAUUUCAAUGGUGCUUGCACUGGUGCUGUUGAGACCUACUCAAGUUCAAUACACGAUGUGGGAAGUGAUUGUUCAAAACAAAUUUUGUCACCAAUGUUGGUGUAAACUUAACUUGGUGUUGAGUCUAAUGGAUAUAACGUAGGGAGAUAAGGCCAAGUUAACGCCUCUGUUGGUGGCAAAUCUUGUUAUGAACAACCAUGCCCUAUAUCUGCUCUAAACAAACUAACUUACAUCAGAGUUACAGAUGUCAAUUUCCUUGAUGAUCUGAAUUGUUCACGCCUGCUCCAAUUUCAUGAGAUUUUACUAUUUAUUCUUAAACUGUUUGAAUGUUUUUAUUUCUGAAAGACUACUAUUGAGAUUAUUGUAGGAUCCAUGUCACGAGAUGUGUGCAAAAUGCUAAGAGGGAAAGCUUUAUGAGCCUCAGAGGUUAUUUCUGACAAUGACGAUAUGUUUAGUGCCAUACCGAUAAUGAUUCCUCUGCAUGAUAAGCUUAUGACACAGAUAUACUUAUGAUGGUGAACUGUAUGACUUAGUGUUUCAGCUAGAAAUUUACCUAUAAACAGAAUUUCACCUUUAAAGAAAUAAGAAACAUGCAGUCUCUUGAGGGUUUGGCUUUAAGACAAUUUGAAAUGUUCAAGAACCUUUUUUGCUGUUGGUGCGUAAUGAGUCAGUCUGAUAUUCACAUGGGCAUUUCUUUAGAGGAUUUUUUGGUGCAUUGUUGCAUGCAAAUAGACAAGGUGGGAUAUUUUUGAGAUGGUGGACAAUUUAUUUUGGUUGCAUAUGAUGCCGAUAGAUGCUCUUUUUAUAUAUUGUUAUUUAAUGAUAUUGAAUGAUGUGGUACCCUGUGAGGGUCUUAGAGCUGACUGACAGGAACAUUUUCCUCAGAUUCUCAUGUGUCAUGAGUUGUGGCAAGUUCAUCGAGCAAAUUAGUCUACACAUAUUUCCAUGUUGAUUAAUGAAUGUACCUGCAGUUUAAGUGCACUCGCACCGAUAAAUAUUGCGGCGGAAAUUGUCUGUGGAAAAUACUUGUGAUGACAAGAUAUCGGCUGCUGAUACUCUACUGUCAACCUGCACAUAUUUGGUUGCCUUUUGUGAUCAAGUUCUUGUGAGUGUGCAGAUAAUUGCAAAAAGAAAAGCUAAUGGAAAUACUGUAACCUGUUUGUCAAAAUGCUAAAUGACAAUUUGCCAGAGUUGCUAUUUCAUAUUAAAUCGGCUGCAAAUAUUUCAGUUGGACAGUUAAUUCAAAAUGAUGUGUCAGAAUUGGGUACCAUUUGCAUAAACAUAAUGUGACAUAGAGAUGAUUGAUAACAUAAUAAUGUUUUAGGUACAUUUUGAAACCUUUUGAAGCACGUAAUUGAUGUUGAGUAAAUAAUGUAUUUAAUGGUAUAUAUGAUAUCUGCGAGAGAAAAAUGUUAGUAGUCAUUCUUGUGCUUGGAUGUGAAUGUAGCUUUAGAUGAAUGUUGUAAUCAGUGGUAAUUCCUAUAUUUGACGAGUUGAGUUAGUUCGAGUGCAUGUUUUUAGUGACUCCAGCUAUAUCGAUGCUCCAAGAGCACAUCGGUGCUACCAGUGGAUGAGUAGGCCUUUAGAAAGUUUCUCAUAGAAUGUCUGUUGUCGUUUUUUCUCUCUUUGGUGGUCACAUUUCUUUACUGUCACUUAUAUGGGAAAAUGUUUAUGAAGUUUCUGUUUGAGUCGAAGAAAAGGUUUGGUAGAAGUUACCAGUAGGUCACAAAGUACAGAUGUAUCCCUGUAUCUGCACAAGAACCAUGUCAAGUGGCCUUUGUAAUUCAUUUUGCUAUUUCCGGGACGUUUUGGUGCCCUGAACCAGCUGUGAAGAUCCUAACCUGAUAUCACUGCCAUUUUUGAGAUUCUCCGAUCAACUGACUGGUUGGGCGCUUACACGUUACGAUUGCAGUCACUGGGUCUGAUUGUUUAAAUAUCGAUAACCACCUGAGCUAUUGACUUGACACUUAGUACACGUGAACCCCAGGGUCAGGUGACCUCUGACACCAAAUUUUAUUUUGAUCUAAUUUUCAACUUUGCUACUAAUUGAACAAAAGUGAAUGUGUAAAAAAUGCAUUUCAUCAGGUACAAGAAUGCUUCAUGUAUGUAAUCAUCAAUACUAUUACUCAUUCAGUAUAUUCUACCUUGUAGUGUAGAGGCCACCUGUGCAUGAUACACUUAUAUACUUGCGUCUAAACCAUUGUAACUUAAUAUCUAUAAAAUAUGUCACUAACCAUGCUUGCUAAAAAAAUUACUGCAAUGAUUUCUUACCUAAUUUUCACUUUGAUAUUUAUUUUAAAUCUCAUUUGACUAAUGCUUUGAAAUGGUAGUUUUCAUCACUUUUGGUUAAAACUUUGUGGUGGGCUGAAGCCUGGCGUCCUUGGACCUUUUGUGCAUUGGCCUUGUUAUAAAGACAUAACAUUAUUAGCUAUCGUGUUAAAACCCUGAAAAAAUUAUAUGGUAUAAGCACAUUUUCAUUAUGACCAGUUUUGACUACUAGCUUACUGUCAUCUCCUCAGUGCUACUCCUCAACCUCGUAGUCUUUUGUUAUCCGUUUCUUUGUUAUAGUGUUUUUAGUACUUCUUUAUGUACAUGUAUAAUUGUCAGUCAUCAAAUAAAAAGAAAACCCGU